Messenger RNA from Papilio xuthus (Asian swallowtail), 3012 nucleotides. RefSeq names its product polyubiquitin-C. The coding region runs from base 165 to 2909 and encodes 914 amino acids. Lineage: Eukaryota; Metazoa; Arthropoda; Insecta; Lepidoptera; Papilionidae. The transcript is spliced from 2 exons. Gene Ontology annotation, molecular function: protein binding. The record is from RefSeq and is a predicted model, not a curated record.
GUUCGCCCUCCUCCCGCACUUGCAUUUACGAGAGAAUUGAAAAAGGAACAAGACGUGUGACAGACAUCGUGUGUGAUCAUUGUAUAAUUUUUAAAAAGUUGCUGAUUAUUAUUUAGAAAUUUUAGUUAUUGGAUAAAUUCUAGUGAAAAGAUUACAAUUACAAGAUGCAGAUUUUUGUGAAGACCUUGACGGGCAAGACCAUCACCUUGGAGGUGGAGCCUUCGGACACAAUUGAAAAUGUUAAGGCCAAGAUUCAAGACAAAGAGGGCAUCCCCCCAGACCAGCAGAGAUUGAUCUUUGCCGGCAAACAGCUGGAAGAUGGACGCACAUUGUCUGACUACAACAUCCAGAAGGAAUCCACACUUCACUUGGUACUCCGUCUGCGUGGUGGUAUGCAGAUCUUUGUCAAGACCUUGACUGGCAAAACCAUCACAUUAGAAGUGGAACCCUCUGACACAAUUGAAAAUGUCAAAGCAAAAAUCCAAGACAAGGAAGGCAUCCCCCCAGACCAGCAGAGAUUGAUCUUUGCCGGCAAACAGCUGGAAGACGGGCGAACAUUGUCUGACUACAACAUCCAGAAGGAAUCCACACUUCACUUGGUACUCCGUCUGCGUGGUGGUAUGCAGAUCUUUGUCAAGACCUUGACUGGCAAAACCAUCACAUUAGAAGUGGAACCCUCUGACACAAUUGAAAAUGUCAAAGCAAAAAUCCAAGACAAGGAAGGCAUCCCCCCAGACCAGCAGAGAUUGAUCUUUGCCGGCAAGCAGCUGGAAGACGGACGAACAUUGUCUGACUACAACAUCCAGAAGGAAUCCACACUUCACUUGGUACUCCGUCUGCGUGGUGGUAUGCAGAUUUUUGUGAAGACCUUGACAGGCAAAACCAUCACAUUAGAGGUUGAACCCUCGGACACAAUUGAAAAUGUAAAAGCCAAAAUUCAAGACAAGGAAGGCAUUCCCCCAGAUCAGCAACGUCUUAUCUUUGCGGGUAAGCAGCUCGAAGAUGGUCGCACACUUUCGGACUACAAUAUCCAAAAGGAAUCGACACUACACUUGGUGCUUCGUUUGAGAGGAGGCAUGCAAAUUUUUGUUAAGACCUUGACUGGCAAGACCAUCACAUUGGAGGUUGAACCUUCAGAUACCAUUGAGAAUGUUAAAGCCAAGAUCCAAGAUAAGGAAGGUAUCCCCCCAGACCAGCAACGUCUCAUCUUUGCCGGUAAACAGUUGGAGGAUGGACGUACACUCUCUGAUUACAACAUUCAGAAGGAAUCCACACUCCACUUGGUAUUGCGUCUGCGAGGUGGAAUGCAGAUCUUUGUGAAGACCUUAACAGGAAAGACCAUCACCCUCGAGGUGGAACCCUCUGACACCAUCGAGAAUGUUAAAGCCAAGAUCCAAGACAAGGAAGGUAUCCCCCCAGACCAGCAACGUCUCAUCUUCGCCGGCAAACAGCUAGAAGAUGGUCGUACACUCUCCGAUUACAACAUUCAGAAGGAAUCCACACUCCACUUGGUACUACGUUUGCGAGGUGGUAUGCAGAUCUUUGUCAAGACCUUGACUGGCAAAACCAUUACCUUAGAAGUCGAACCUUCUGACACCAUCGAGAAUGUUAAGGCCAAGAUCCAAGACAAGGAAGGUAUCCCCCCAGACCAGCAGAGAUUGAUCUUCGCCGGCAAACAGCUAGAGGAUGGACGUACACUCUCUGACUACAACAUCCAAAAAGAGUCCACCCUCCACUUGGUACUGCGUCUCCGUGGUGGUAUGCAGAUCUUUGUUAAGACCUUAACGGGAAAGACCAUCACUCUCGAAGUGGAACCCUCCGACACCAUCGAGAAUGUUAAAGCCAAGAUCCAAGACAAGGAAGGUAUCCCCCCAGACCAGCAACGUCUCAUCUUCGCCGGCAAACAGCUAGAAGAUGGUCGUACACUCUCCGAUUAUAAUAUCCAAAAAGAGUCCACCCUCCACUUGGUGUUACGUCUGCGAGGUGGUAUGCAGAUCUUUGUGAAGACCUUGACUGGCAAGACCAUCACCCUUGAGGUGGAACCCUCAGACACCAUUGAGAAUGUUAAAGCCAAAAUUCAAGACAAGGAAGGUAUCCCUCCAGACCAGCAACGUCUCAUCUUCGCCGGCAAACAGCUAGAAGAUGGUCGUACACUCUCCGAUUACAACAUUCAGAAGGAAUCCACACUCCACUUGGUACUACGUCUGCGAGGUGGUAUGCAGAUCUUUGUCAAGACCUUGACUGGCAAAACCAUUACCUUAGAAGUCGAACCUUCUGACACCAUCGAGAAUGUUAAGGCCAAGAUCCAAGAUAAGGAAGGCAUCCCCCCAGACCAGCAGAGAUUGAUCUUCGCCGGCAAACAGCUAGAGGAUGGACGUACACUCUCUGACUACAACAUCCAAAAAGAGUCCACCCUCCACUUGGUACUGCGUCUCCGUGGUGGUAUGCAGAUCUUCGUUAAGACCUUAACGGGAAAGACCAUCACUCUCGAAGUGGAACCCUCCGACACCAUCGAGAAUGUUAAAGCCAAGAUCCAAGACAAGGAAGGUAUCCCCCCAGACCAGCAACGUCUCAUCUUCGCCGGCAAACAGUUGGAGGAUGGCCGUACACUCUCGGACUACAACAUCCAAAAGGAGUCCACACUUCACUUGGUACUUCGCCUCCGUGGUGGUAUGCAGAUCUUCGUCAAGACCUUGACAGGCAAGACCAUCACCUUGGAGGUGGAGCCUUCGGACACCAUCGAGAAUGUUAAAGCCAAAAUCCAAGACAAGGAAGGUAUCCCCCCAGACCAGCAACGUCUUAUCUUCGCCGGCAAACAGUUGGAGGAUGGCCGUACACUCUCGGACUACAACAUCCAGAAGGAGUCUACUCUGCACUUGGUGCUCCGUCUUCGCGGCGGCGUGUUGUAAUGACUUCCAUCAGUCCACUCUCCACUUCACGGGGAGGCGACUGUUCAGCUUAUUUGCAUUCCUUUCAUGUAGAGUAGAAAACAAAUAAACUGCUUUGGAUCUC